Molecule: messenger RNA, 1368 nt
Organism: Ceratina calcarata
Lineage: Eukaryota; Metazoa; Arthropoda; Insecta; Hymenoptera; Apidae
Exons: 2
Coding region: 869-1162 (97 amino acids)
Source: RefSeq, a predicted model, not a curated record
CAAAAAUAUACAUAUAUAAGAAAUAACAGAUUAUGCGAGAAACCUAUCGGAAAUCUAUUGCUGAAUCAGAAUUUUAUGAACUAAUUUAUAUUAUUUUGGUAUUAUUCUACGUCGCGGAAUGUAUUAUCGUUUCUUUGAUACUCUGACAAUGGUAAAAGUGAAACGCGGAUCAGGUGCAUCGUUCGUCGCUACAUAUCGGUUAACAGGCCACUAAUAUUCAUGACGGGUCGUGAGUUGGUAUUUGUAAAAGCGUAAGGAGAAAUGCUUAAAAACCAGUAGUUUCAUUGCAUUCAAACACAAAUUAUUCGUGUAUUAUAAAAUUAUCGAAUCAGUGUAUGUAUAAGGAAUAACAAAAGUAAGAAAAGUAGUGACAAUAAAGGAAAAAACAUGAUUUGGCUCUUUCAAUAAAAAUUCAAAAUCAAUAAGCAAGGAGAUGCCAUUGGUGAUCGUCUAGCAUUCUCCGUCUGAGGAAGAUUCACCGGACGAUGCUACGAAAGGAAAAGUGAUGUUCUUUCUUGCAACUUCAAAUUAUUUAAUUGGAGGAUAGGGAUCCUCCGAUCCAGUGGACAUGAGGAGUGGUGCGAAGCGAGCAUCUCGCGUAUAAAAGCCGCUUCUGCGGCCACGCGCUUAGUUUCGUUUCACGGCGACCGAUUUCGAAACCCCCUCCGAUACGAACUGCCGUUCACGAGAUCAUUUCGAAUUCACGGGCUCCUUUUACCGUUAACCCUGCGGCGUUAACAGGUUGCGUGAACGCCAGGGAGUUGUUAUUUUUUGCUCGAACAUCGUCGGGACCAGUCUCGAACGUUCGCGCUUGUCCCAUUGCACUUGUGCGUUCAAUCCCUAAGUGGUUCCCGAUCAACCAGUCGACAUGGAAGUUCGUUUCGCACUGUUAGCGAUGCUGUUCGUUAUGGGAAUGGCUGUGGCAUUUCCACAGAAAGACGGACAAAUUUUUAGUAACGAGGCUAUAAAACAAGCACAGAACACUUAUCUCAUUCCGAAGGAUGCGACAAUACAGAAGGUUCAGGAAGGUAUCGAACUGGCCGCCUACGAAUCCAUUCCUGGCGACCAGAAGAUCAAUCUUUUCGAGAUCCUCGGAGAACAUGUGCCACCGGAAGUUGUAAACAAUCUUCAAGCCCAGAUCGAUCAGAUAGGACGGAAUUAGACUCGGUUUUCCUCCCCUUCACUAUUGUUAUAGCAUCCUUGUAAAAAACGCUUUAGACCUAAGUUUCGUAACAAAUAUUUAUAAAAUGUGAUAAGUUCUUUUUUAUAUAAACGAACUUAAGACUUUUUCACUUUUCAUAAAUAAACAGCUGAAAAAAUGAUGCUUAUUUCGUUAUUUAGAAACUUUCUUCACGACAAUGGUAAAAC